Haliotis rufescens (red abalone) is the source of this 1519-nucleotide messenger RNA. RefSeq lists its product as uncharacterized. The transcript has 5 exons. NCBI's taxonomy places the organism in Eukaryota, Metazoa, Mollusca, Gastropoda, Lepetellida, Haliotidae. Bases 307 to 936 code for a protein of 209 amino acids. The record is from RefSeq and is a predicted model, not a curated record.
AAUCACCAAGAAAGUUUAUUUCACAAACAGGUAAUGACGUCAAUAACAACGAUUCACGUGUGUUAGAAUAUCCACAGGCAGUGGUAAGGAAGCUUAGCGGGUUCACUGAGAUUAGAGGGAGGUGACAUCCCCACUCUACCGACACGACCAACCAGUGCUAACUUCCGACUUGGGACACCUUGUGCCGUUCGCAGUCUCGAACUUAUAAAAAGCGGGCAAAAACACACACUGUCAUUUCGAGUUGAGUUUCAACUAUUGCAAUAGCUUUUUGAACCACGGUUUGGAUUUUACUUUCACCGAAUCAUCAUGAAGACUUUCAUAGGAUUGCUUGCUGUGGUGUUCCUGUCCAUGGUCUAUGGCGAGCCUGAAGUUGACGUCAUGGGUGGGGGCGUGGUCAGGUGUCUGUCUAUGAUCGCCAACGAUACCGAGUUCGAAGCCCCACCAGCCGAUGAGCCAGUAUCGAAAAACUUUACCCAGAAGGCUUUCAAAUCCAUCUGCAAGGCCAAGGACAAGUUUGUCAAGUGUAUCGACGAGAACCUCAGCUCCUCCGAGAACGAGAUCUCCUCAGUGUUCCGUCCACUGUUCGACAAGUCAACAGUCAGCGAGGCCUACGCCGGACUCUGUGACAACCUCACACUUAUCGAGGAAGAUGACGACCUCUCCUGCCUGAUGAACACCACCAGCCUGAUGCCAUGCUACUCCCAGUACAACACAUACAUCGGCUACCUCUCCGUUGUCAUCCGGUUCGGCAGCAAGGAAAGACAACUCUCCAACAGUGUCACCAAAACCCUCGUCUGCGCUCUGGCCGAGAGGCGUACCCAGUGCGAGGUGGAGGUACUGAGAGGGUGCAGUCAGACAAUAGGCGACAUCAUGUCGGCUUUCUACGAGAAGAGCCUUCCCAGCGUCUGCCGCGAAGGCAAGGAGACAACAAACUAGACCCGCUCAUCUUUAAAAUGGGGGACACGCGUUCUUCUGUGUCUAUGUCUCUGUUAAUGGGUUGGGGAGGGGCUGCAACGCAGGGGUGAAAGAGAUUUUCACAAUUGGGGAAAUAAUCAACCGCUUUUGUGAUCAAUAUGCUAAAGAUUUCAAAUGUGAACACAUUUCAGCUCGGAUUAUGACAGUUUUGGUUCACAAUGUCACACUACACGCAAACUUCAUUGAUUCAAAUUCUGCACACGCACUGCCUGUUGAACAGUUAGGUUUCACUUACACAUCAUGUGUUCAAUCAUUCGAUCAGGUAUAUUUCAACUUAUUCUCAACACUUUUGAUAAUGUUUGAAUUAUUUUCGAUUUCAUUUACGGAAACAUUGUUAUAUAUUACCCCUUGUUCUCUCUGCGUUGUGGUCGAUCCUCGUGCUGGCGAAGUGUACAUAUAGCCAUCUCCGUCUUAACAUCGUCUCCGAGAAGUGUGUCAACAGAUUGAAUGUCGGUCAGUUUCGUUUGACAAAGCAAAUUUGAUAUUGAGAUUAUGAACCUUUUAAUAUUUGUGUAAAUAUUUCAAUAAAAAAUGUUUCUUUAAA